AUGUCGGUGCCGCUGCUCAAGAUCGGGGCCGUGCUGAGCACCAUGGCCAUGGUCACCAACUGGAUGUCGCAGACGCUGCCCUCGCUCGUGGGACUCAACGGCACCGUGUCCCGCGCGGGCGCCUCCGAGAAAAUCACUCUCUUCCAGAGCCCAGAAGAGGGCUGGCAGCUGUACACCUCGGCCCAGGCCCCCGAUGGGAAAUGCAUCUGCACGGCCGUGAUCCCCGCACAGAGCACCUGCUCCCGCGAUGGCCGGAGUCGGGAGCUGCGGCAGCUGAUGGAGAAGGUCCAGAACAUCUCCCAGUCCAUGGAGGUCCUUGAGCUGCGGACGUAUCGUGACCUCCAAUAUGUGCGCAGCAUGGAGACACUCAUGCGGAGCCUGGACGCACGGCUCCGGGCGGCCGAUGGGUCCCUCUCGGCCAAGAGCUUCCAGGAGCUGAAGGACAGGAUGACGGAGCUGUUGCCCCUGAGCUCGGUCCUGGAGCAGUACAAGGCGGACACGCGGACCAUUGUGCGCCUGCGGGAGGAGGUGAGGAAUCUCUCUGGCAGCCUCGCAGCCAUCCAGGAGGAGAUGGGCGCCUACGGGUACGAGGACCUGCAACAGCGGGUGAUGGCACUGGAGGCCCGGCUCCAUGCCUGCGCCCAGAAGCUGGGCUGUGGGAAGCUGACUGGGGUCAGUAACCCCAUCACCGUUCGGGCCAUGGGGUCCCGCUUUGGCUCUUGGAUGACCGACACGAUGGCCCCCAGUGCGGAUAGCCGGGUCUGGUACAUGGACGGCUAUUACAAGGGCCGACGGGUUCUGGAGUUCCGCACUUUGGGAGACUUCAUCAAAGGCCAGAACUUUAUCCAGCACCUGCUGCCCCAGCCCUGGGCGGGUACGGGCCACGUGGUGUACAACGGCUCCCUGUUCUAUAACAAGUACCAGAGCAACGUGGUGGUCAAGUACCACUUCCGCUCACGCUCCGUGCUGGUGCAGAGGAGCCUCCCGGGGGCGGGCUACAACAACACCUUCCCCUACUCCUGGGGCGGCUUCUCCGACAUGGACUUCAUGGUGGAUGAGAGCGGGCUCUGGGCCGUGUAUACCACCAACCAGAACGCGGGGAACAUCGUGGUCAGCCGGCUGGACCCGCACACCCUGGAGGUCCUGCGGUCCUGGGACACCGGCUACCCCAAGCGCAGUGCCGGCGAGGCCUUCAUGAUCUGCGGCGUGCUCUAUGUGACCAACUCCCACCUGGCCGGCGCCAAGGUCUACUUUGCCUAUUUCACCAACACGUCCAGCUACGAGUACACGGACGUGCCCUUCCACAAUCAGUACUCCCACAUAUCCAUGCUGGAUUACAACCCCCGCGAGCGGGCCCUCUACACCUGGAACAAUGGCCACCAGGUGCUCUACAACGUCACCCUUUUCCACGUCAUCAGCACCUCGGGGGACCCCUAG
Cynocephalus volans (Philippine flying lemur) is the source of this 1437-nucleotide messenger RNA. It is a transcript of the gene OLFM2, whose product is annotated as olfactomedin 2. The coding region runs from base 1 to 1437 and encodes 478 amino acids. The record is from RefSeq and is a predicted model, not a curated record. NCBI's taxonomy places the organism in Eukaryota, Metazoa, Chordata, Mammalia, Dermoptera, Cynocephalidae. The transcript has 6 exons. Gene Ontology annotation, biological process: signal transduction.